AUGUCAAACCGCUUAUUCACGAAGCGGCUGACUAAAGAGUUGACCGACUUACGGAAUGGCAGUUGUCCUGCCGGCUGCGGACUCAUCUCGACCGAGGAUCUGCAAGAAUGGAUAAUAUCGAUCACAGUGUUUGAUUCGAUCUACGAGGGCGAACAGUUUGCAUUACGCUUUCGCUUCUCGUCCGGCUAUCCGAUAGACUCUCCCGAGGUUGUCUUCCUCACCACUGCGCCUUACAAGAGCCCCGAGCACCCACACAUCUACUCAAACGGACACAUCUGCGCGAGCAUCCUCGGAAAUGGCUGGAGUCCAGUAUUGAACGUUUCGUCCAUAUGCCUGACGUUGCAGUCGAUGCUGGCCUCGUGUAAGAAGAAAGAGAGGCCACCUGACAACGAGCGAUACGUCAAGCGGGCGCCUUUUUCGCCCAAGCAGACACAAUUUGUAUAUCAUGAUGAUAGCGUGUGA
This is a messenger RNA of Mixia osmundae IAM 14324, 462 nucleotides long. RefSeq lists its product as uncharacterized. Gene Ontology annotation, biological process: protein polyubiquitination; proteasome-mediated ubiquitin-dependent protein catabolic process. The transcript has 8 exons. NCBI's taxonomy places the organism in Eukaryota, Fungi, Basidiomycota, Mixiomycetes, Mixiales, Mixiaceae. Gene Ontology annotation, cellular component: nucleus. Bases 1 to 462 code for a protein of 153 amino acids. The record is from RefSeq and is a predicted model, not a curated record. Gene Ontology annotation, molecular function: ubiquitin conjugating enzyme activity.